Messenger RNA from Laetiporus sulphureus 93-53, 1569 nucleotides. RefSeq lists its product as uncharacterized. NCBI's taxonomy places the organism in Eukaryota, Fungi, Basidiomycota, Agaricomycetes, Polyporales, Laetiporaceae. The record is from RefSeq and is a predicted model, not a curated record. The transcript has 5 exons. Gene Ontology annotation, cellular component: precatalytic spliceosome. Gene Ontology annotation, biological process: mRNA cis splicing, via spliceosome. The coding region runs from base 1 to 1569 and encodes 522 amino acids. Gene Ontology annotation, molecular function: RNA binding.
AUGAUUCUGGAUGAGGACAUCAAUGGAUUCAAGGCGCGGCGGGGAGAGAAACGCAGCGGAGGCGGAAGGAAGAAGGGAAAGAAAAACAAACAUGCGGCAGUCAUCACAGUAUGGGAACCCAACGAAGCGUAUGAUCCAAUGCGACCGAACGACUACAACGAAUACAAAGUCUACAAGCGUAGGGAGCACGAAGAGCGCCGUGAACGCAUGCUUGUUGAGAGGCAGCGUGUGGAGGAGCGCAAGAGAUACCGUAGCAGUAGCUAUUCCGACAGUUACGGCAGUGAAUCUGAAGAGGAACGCCCUCGCAAAGCCGGUCGGUAUGACGACCAUGAGGAAGAGGACUAUGACCGACCCCGCGGGCUUGGUAGUGUGGCACCAUCCAAUCCACCGCCGGCCCUUGUGGGCGUUAACCUCACCGGCGACGAGGCUUAUCAGCGCCGUCUUGCCAUGUCAGCUGGCUUCCGACCCGCAUCUUCUCCAGUCCCUGUUGCAGCGCCAGCCCCGCACGUUGCACCGACUCCGACGUCCGCAGACAGGCGAUCUCCUUCGUCUGUUACACCUCGUCUCCCGACAGAGGCCACAACUCCUACCCUGUCGGAGGAUAGGGAUGAUGAAGACAUUCCUGGCCUCGGUGGUUCUGGUUCUGUUAAUGCCGCGGCACUGCCUGCAACCGCACUCUCAGCAGCAGAGACUGGGGAGGAAGCAUAUCUGCGGCGUGUCGCCAUGUCUCAGCCCCAUCCAGCACCCAGUGCGCCUAUACAUCAGGAUCCUGAAGAACAUCCGCUGGCGUACAAUCCUUUUGUCCCUCCAUCUUCCGCGCCUCCGCCCCCGGCACCUAUGCCGGUGCUUCCUGCAGGCUUCUCGGAAGAGAAGGUGCGCAGCAGUCGGGAGGCUGCAGCGGCUAUCGCGGCAAAAUUGAAAGCACUCGCACCUCCACCUGGGACAUCUGAACCAUCUGCACCUUCUGCUGGCAGCGUGACAGAAUCAGAACCCGCAUCUGAACAGAGACCGGAUCCGCAUGGGUUCGCCGCCCGCCUAAUGGCUAAGUGGGGCCAUAAGGAAGGUCAAGGUCUAGGUGCAGAUGGAGGCGGCAUUGUGCAUGCGCUCACCGUAGAGCAAGUUACUGGAGGGAAAGGCAAGGGCAAAGGCAAAGGCAAGGAGGCCGGUGGUAAGGCGAUAGGAUCUGGGCCCAAGAUGGGCAAGAUUGUCAACUUGAAUGAGGAUGCAAAGACCAGAGAAGACCGGGAGCGCUUUGGAGAGCCCAGUCGAGUUGUUGUACUCACGAACAUGGUUGGUCUUGAGGAUGUGGAAGACGAAGAGCUCAGAGAUGAGAUAGGUGAAGAAUGUUCGAAGAAUGGCACUGUCGAGCGAGUCGUCGUUCAUCCUGUCUACCCGCCUCCUGAGAACCCCGAAGAAGCUGUCCGCAUUUUCGUUUUGUUCGCAGGACCUGCUGGAGCUUGGAAGACGGUGAGAGAAUUGGAUGGGAGGUACUUCGGAGGUCGAAGUGUGCGAGCGCGCUACUUCCCUGAAGCUCAGUUCAACAAGUUUGCCUUUGAUAUACCAUUGUGA